GAAAGAAAAAAAAAGAAGAAAGGAAGAAAAGAAACAUACGAGCCGGGGCAUGAAUCGAGUGUUUCCCUCUCUUCAUUUUUGACACAGUUCACCACAUUUCAUCCACUUGGAAACUCCGGGUUUAUCCCUUUACGUCUGGGCGUACUUACCAGUUUUUUCAUGACAGAAGAGUAAGGUGAGGGACGGGGUCACAGCUCCAUAAAUACUUGGUGUGGGACUCUGGAUGGACUUUGGGGGAGUAAAUAUUGCCGAAGGAACUUCGCACGCUGGAGAGGAGCGACGAUUUCUUGUUAGAUAGACGCUUAAAAAAAGAGGGGGGGAAAAAGCCAAGUAUCUUCCGUGAAAGUUUUGGGGCAAAUAAUAUGGCAAGUUUAUGAUUCCGUAUUUGCAGACUUUUAAAUAUAUAUUCUUCUCACACUGUGCUAUGUAGUUCACCUUACCAUCUUGGAGUGAGCUAUUUGUCGAGAUGACAGCGCUUACACCUUUGAACCGUGCAGUUCUUGGACUUGCGUGGAGCUGUUUGAGUUUUCUCUCCUGCGCUCAUUGCAGUUUAAGUGACAACCAUGUGCACUCCAGUUUUAUUUACAGGAGAUUGCGUAAUCACGAACGCAGGGAAAUCCAGAGAGAGAUCCUCUCCAUCCUGGGCUUGCCUCACCGUCCGAGGCCCUUCUCUCCCGGGAAGCAGGCGUCCUCCGCGCCGCUGUUCAUGCUCGACCUCUACAACGCCAUGGCCGUGGAGGAGGAGGAGGGGUUGCGCCAGGGCGCAGGGAAAAGCUUUAGUGCCAAGGCUCAGGGGCACUCCAGGAAAAGUUACUACAACCCCCAGCACACCGGGUACUCUCGUGUGGCGCAGCCUUACCGAGCGGCCCCCCUGUUAGGCUACAGUCCAGCACUCACCACGGCGCAGGACACCAACUUUCUCAAUGAUGCAGAUAUGGUCAUGAGUUUUGUCAAUGUAGUGGAGAAAGAUAAAGACUUUUCUCACCAAAGAAGACACUACAAGCAGUUCCGUUUUGAUCUGACUCAGAUCCCAGAUGGAGAGGCAGUGACUGCAGCAGAGUUUCGGAUCUAUAAGGACCGCAGCCAUGGCCGCUACGACAAUAUCACCCUCAAGGUCAUAAUAUAUCAGGUCAUCAAGGAAUAUCAAAACAAAGAUGCAGAGACUUUCUUGCUUGACUCCAAAAAGGUCCAGGCAUCUGAUGGAGGCUGGCUAGUGUUUGACAUAACAGCCACCAGUAACCACUGGGUGAUGAACCCUCAGCAGAACUUGGGCCUGCAGCUCUGCGUGGAAACUGUUGAUGGCCGAAGCAUCAACAUAAAAUCUGCUGGAAUCAUCGGAAGGAAUGGGCCUCAGUCCAAGCAGCCAUUCCUGGUUGCUUUCUUUAAGGCCAGUGGGGUAUUGCUUCGCUCUGUCAGAGCUGCUGGUGGGAAAAAAAAGAACCACAAUCGCAAUAAAUCUAGUAAUCAACAAGAAUCAUCAAGACCACCAAAAACUGGAGAUUAUAACACCAGUGAACAGAAGCAAGCCUGCAAGAAGCAUGAGCUUUAUGUCAGCUUUCGAGACUUGGGCUGGCAGGAUUGGAUCAUUGCACCAGAGGGUUACGCUGCUUUUUACUGUGACGGUGAAUGCUCGUUUCCACUCAAUGCACACAUGAACGCAACAAAUCAUGCAAUUGUGCAAACGCUGGUCCAUUUAAUGUUUCCUGACAAUGUGCCAAAGCCAUGCUGUGCCCCAACCAAGCUGAAUGCAAUAUCAGUGCUUUACUUUGAUGACAGUUCAAAUGUUAUUCUGAAAAAAUAUAGAAAUAUGGUAGUCAGAUCUUGUGGGUGCCAUUAGUUGGGAAGCAGUUUAAUUUAUGCAUUCUGAUAUGGGAAUUGCUGGAAAACACAUCUGUGCCAGGUGUGAAGUGAUGUACAGUAUUAUGUAUAUAACAUUUUAAUCCUUAAUUUAUUUUACAUUUUUGAAAUAGCACUGAAUAUUGUGGUAUUUAAGCAUUAGGACAUACUGUUGACUUUACUUUAUAUCAGUUAUCAUUUUACUUCUGUGUCCAUUGGCAUAUACUCUUAUAUAAGACAGCUUUGUAUUAGUAAACUGUCCACUGGAGUCAAAAUAAUUGCUUUUCCUUUUGUAAAAAUAGUGCUGUAAAUACUUAAUUAUACUUGGUGUUGAGUAUAUAACAGGCUUUACUACUUUGCUAUAUAUUGUGGUAGUUAAUUCCCAUAUAUAUGCCAAACACAUAGUGGAAUAAUUUCAUAAAAUACAGGACCUCGAGUUAAUUUCAUACAUAAGGAAGACUUUAGGGUGAUGAUAUUAGCACAAUUUGAACAAGAUGUUGGAAAUAUUUUAACUCAAAUUGAAUCACUGGAAUGAACAAAAGCAAGAGAUGUGUGUGUUCUCUGUUAUAAAACCAAACACCCCAAAGCCAUUUUCAAGCUGUUUCCAUCUUUUGGUGUUGAUACGAUUCAGCCUUUUACACGCCAGCUCUUCUUCGUUUUUUUUUUUUUUUAAUGAAGUAAUGGAUUGUGUGUUUGUCAUUUUGUGAUAAAAUAUGUAUAAUGUUGAGUGUUCAUUUAUGAAAGCCUUAGAUAUGAUGUCAUUUUUAGCAAUGUUUGUAUAACUGUUUCUCCUUGUCGUAACUGCAAACAUCUUUGUUCCACUUUAAUUCUAUCUUAUGUUUGGAAAGCAUAUCCUCAUAUAGUGUGUUUUGUAUUUCAAUAAAUGUACCACU
Molecule: messenger RNA, 2729 nt
Organism: Melanotaenia boesemani (Boeseman's rainbowfish)
Lineage: Eukaryota; Metazoa; Chordata; Actinopteri; Atheriniformes; Melanotaeniidae
Gene: bmp5
Product: bone morphogenetic protein 5
Exons: 7
Coding region: 467-1837 (456 amino acids)
Biological process (GO): SMAD protein signal transduction
Cellular component (GO): extracellular region
Molecular function (GO): cytokine activity; growth factor activity
Source: RefSeq, a predicted model, not a curated record